AAAGAAGCACAUGGAGAUCUUAGAUGUCACAAUUAGUGAGGUGGGUCUCUCUUGUCCCAUGUUAUUCUCUCUCUCUCUCCCUCUCAAAACUUUUCAAUUUUCUUGUUUUGAAUUUUGAAACUUUUGAAAACAAAGAACAACAAUGUUGGUUUUACCUUCUCCUCGUCUCUUCUUCUUCCUCCUCUUCAUCUUGUUCUCCACUUGUUUCUUGCAUACAAGAGCUCAAGAAGGCCAAGGUGAUAUAAGUGGUGACAAUAUCAAGGUUGACCCGAGUCUCACGUUCGAAAACCCGAGUCUUCGUCAAGCCUACAUUGCUCUUCAAUCAUGGAAACAAGCUAUUUUCUCUGACCCUUUUAACUUCACAGCUAACUGGAAUGGCUCGGAUGUUUGCUCUUACAAUGGUGUCUACUGUGCCUCUUCUCCUUCUCGUCCGCAAACCCGGGUUGUUGCGGGCAUUGAUCUUAACCAUGCCGAUAUGGCUGGUUAUUUACCUCCCGAGCUCGGUCUUCUCACUGAUCUGGCUCUCUUCCAUCUCAACUCGAACCGGUUCUGUGGAACAGUCCCUGCCACGUUUAAAAACAUGAAGCUUCUAUACGAGCUUGAUUUGAGUAACAACCGUUUUGUAGGGAAGUUCCCUAUGGUUGUCUUGUCCUUGCCUUCCCUUAAGUUCUUGGAUCUCCGUUACAACGAGUUUGAAGGUGUUAUCCCAUCCAAGCUUUUCGACAAAGAGCUUGAUGCCAUAUUCUUGAACCAUAACCGAUUUCGGUUUGGGAUACCGGAGAACAUGGGAAACUCUCCGGUUUCAGCUCUGGUUCUUGCGGAUAACGAUCUUGGAGGUUGUAUACCGGGAAGUAUCGGUCUAAUGGGGAAGACCCUUAAUGAGAUCAUCCUCUCUAACGAUAACUUAACCGGUUGCUUACCACCACAGAUUGGAAAUCUUAAGAAUGUGACGGUUUUCGACGUCAGUUUCAACCGGUUAAGCGGUCCGUUACCGUCCAGCGUUGGAAACAUGAAGAGCUUGGAGCAGCUCAAUGUUGCUAACAAUAGGUUCACUGGAGUUAUCCCAAGCAGCAUUUGUCAGCUCUCAAACCUUGACAACUUCACUUACUCUUCCAACUUCUUCACCGGUGAUGCUCCGAGAUGUGUGGCUCUUUCGGGAGACAAUGUGGCAGUUAAUGGAUCGAUGAAUUGUGUUGCCGGUAAAGAAGGUCAAAGAUCAGCUGAAGAGUGUUCAUCUCCAGCCUCACGCCCUGUUGACUGUAGCAAAUUUGGAUGCAACAAUAUAUUCUCUCCUCCGCCGUCUUUUAGGAUGUCACCCACCGUCCGAGUACUUCCUCCACCACCUCCGUCUUCCAAGAUGUCGCCUACGUUUAGAGCAACACCACCACCUCCGUCAUCUAAGAUGUCACCUACUUUUAGAGCAUAUCCUCCACCACCACCGUCUUCCAAGAUGUCUCCUUCUGUCAAGUCCUAUCCUCCUCCUCCCCCGCCUAAAUAUGAGCCAUCUCCGCCUCCUCCUCCUUCUUCCGAAAUGUCACCUACUGUUAGAGCAUACCCUCCACCACCACCACCAUCACCUCCCCCACCAUCUCCUCCUCCGCCGUAUAUAUACUCAUCUCCACCACCUCCUCCGCCGUCUCCAACCUACGUCUACUCAUCUCCACCACCACCACCACCGUCACCUCCUCCACCAUCUCCCCCACCACCAUAUAUCUACUCAUCUCCACCACCACCACCUCCAUCACCUCCGCCACCAUAUAUCUACUCAUCUCCACCACCUCCUCCACCAUCUCCAACCUACGUCUACUCAUCUCCACCACCACCACCCCAAUAUCAGCAAACACCUUCCCCACCUGAAUACUAUCCAUCACCUUCACCGCCUACUUACUACGCCGUUCAAUCUCCACCGCCGCCACCACACGUUGACUGCCCACCAGUAACAAGUCCUUCCCCUCCACCACCGGUCUACUAUACACCGGUUACACAAAGCCCCCCACCUCCACCGCCGGUUUACUAUCCCCCAGUAACACAAAGUCCUCCUCCACCACCGGUAUACUAUCCGCCCGUAACACAAAGCCCACCACCACCACCUGUGUAUUAUCCUCCGGUAACACAAAGUCCACCACCACCACCUCUGUACUAUCCUCCCGUAACAAAAAGUCCUCCACCACCACCACCGGUUUACUAUCCACCUGUAACACAAAGUCCUCCACCGCCACCAGUUUACUAUCCACCUGUAACACAAAGUCCUCCACCGCCACCACCGGUUGAGUACCAUCCACCGGCAACCCCAAACCACCCUCCACCACCACCACCUAAGGGAUGCAACGACGGUCCAAGUAAUGACCAUCACUACCAAACACCAACGCCACCUUCUCCACCGCCUCCAUCCUACGAGGACACACCUCUACCGCCAAUCCACGGUGUCUCUUACGCCUCUCCUCCUCCACCGUCAAUCCCAUACUACUAAGUUUAAACAAGGCAUUAACUAGUGGCCAAAGCGGACACUAGUCACAAUGAUCAAAUUCUUUUGGUUUAAUACCUAUUUGUGUGUUUUUGGUUGACAAGAGACAUUCGAGUUAUUCUUUUUCCCCAUGAAUAUUUUGUUCUUUUUAUUUCUUGAUUAAACAGAGGAUGGAGUAUAUAUUUUCAGUUAUUUUAUAAUUGGUUACCUAUCA
Raphanus sativus (radish) is the source of this 2678-nucleotide messenger RNA. RefSeq names its product leucine-rich repeat extensin-like protein 2. The record is from RefSeq and is a predicted model, not a curated record. The coding region runs from base 143 to 2470 and encodes 775 amino acids. Gene Ontology annotation, molecular function: protein binding. NCBI's taxonomy places the organism in Eukaryota, Viridiplantae, Streptophyta, Magnoliopsida, Brassicales, Brassicaceae. The transcript has a single exon.